AUGGGGAAUAUAGCCAAAUCUUCAGCCCAAUUGAUUUCUUCUUUUCUCUUCCUAUUUGGAAUUAUCAUUCUUUUUCACAUAAAAUCUCCAUCUUCUGAAUUCUCCUCCACUUGGGUUUUUUCCCGCUCAAAUAAUCCAGUUGACACCAUGGUUGAAAAGCUUAGAGAUUCCAUCACCUGGCUGCCCCUUAAGGACCUCAGGUUCGUAGAUUCUGCAAUGACAGGACACACAUGGUUUAUGAGUUCUUUGAAUGAUACCCAUGAGGAAAAUGAAGCUGAACACUUGUAUUUUCCUUCAGAGAAAUCUAAGAAUAGGCUUCUUUGCAUUAAGGGGAAGAACACAAAUGAUGGAACCAAGAAUUCAUAUGCUUUGGCUUGGCCAGAAAGUCUGCCUGAAUCUGCAAUUGUGUUAAAGGGCUUAACAUUUGUAUCGUACACUUAUUACAAUCACCAAAAUUUGUGGCAUGGGUUAUGUGCAACAGCUCCUUUUGUGAGGUGGGCUAUGAAGAACCAGUGCUUGAAGCCAACAAGAUGGGUUUUAUUCCACUGGGGUGAGCUCAGAUUCAAAAUGGGAUCAUGGGUUUCUAACAUCAUGAAGGCAAAUUUUGGGGAAAUUAAGGUUGAAGGGUUUGAUCAAGGAGAUGGGCCCUACUGUUUUGAGAAGGCAGUUGUGAUGAGGCAUGAUUUGGGGUCCAUGGGGAUGGAGAACAAAUUGAAGGUUUUUGAUUUGUUAAGAUGUAAGGCUAGAAAUUUUUGUGGGAUUAACUCAGGAGGGAGAGGGAUCGAGGUUAAUGAAAAGGGUGUGCCAAUUAUAAGAUUGACUUUGUUAAUGAGAAGAAAUUCUAGGUCAUUCAAGAACGCAUCUUCAGUUACUGAUAUAUUUGCAAAGGAGUGUGAAAGAGUGGAGGGGUGUGUUAUAAAUGUAGUUCAAUCUGAUGAUCUAUCCUUUUGUGAUCAGGUGAAAGUAAUGACAAACACAGACAUUGUUGCAUCUCCCCAUGGAGCACAAUUGACAAACAUGCUCUUCAUGGACAGGAACAGCAGCAUAAUGGAAUUCUUUCCAAAAGGCUGGUUAGAACAUGCAGGAAUAGGCCAAUAUGCUCUCCACUGGAUGGCUGACCAAUCGGGAAUGAAGCACCGCGGUGCAUGGUGGGAUCCGAUUGGAGACGACUGCCCGUCUCCAAAUGAUGAUCUACAUUGCUUUUUAUUCCACAAAGAUGGCAAGGUUGGUCACAACGCAACCUUUUUUGCAGAAUGGACCGAGAAGGUCCUCGACCAAGUUAGACUAAUCAAGCUCGAACAAGCUACGAGAAAUCAAGUGAAGAACCAGUUUAAAUUGGACAUCUGUGUGUGCUAG
This is a messenger RNA of Fraxinus pennsylvanica, 1356 nucleotides long. The record is from the annotation of a GenBank genome assembly. NCBI's taxonomy places the organism in Eukaryota, Viridiplantae, Streptophyta, Magnoliopsida, Lamiales, Oleaceae.